AUGCCCGACCGGGUGGAGUUCACCGCCGAUUUGGCAUGGGAUGAAUUCCUGGCCAUCACGGAGGCCGACGCCUGCGCCGUGGGCUUCGGCAACCGUUACGUGGUGACGAUCCAGGAGGGGGACGUCCUGGUGGUGGAGAAGGACACGUGUAACAAUUUUCGCGCGGUGAGGGGCUUUUCUCACACCCCGGAGGGUGACGUGGUCACGCAGACGUCCGUGAGCGAGAAGGAGAUGGGAGGGGAGGAUGUUGAGUUCAUCGAGGCCUUCAUGGAGAGGCGGGAGUGCGCGGAUGGCGUGGGGAUCGUCGCGGAGGCGGCAGGGACCUCCUGCAGGCACCGCUACGUGAUGAGGCGCACAUUUCCGGAUCUGGGCCUCAAUUUGUCGCUCUUUGCGGGCAUGGAUUUGCCGGGCGUGGGGGGCAAGGCGCUUCCGGACGGCUAUUUUGGGGAAGUGGACUUUUCCGUGGAGGGGGGGGUGCUGGGCGUCACGUUCAUGUACGCGAAAUUCGUGACGGGGGAGGGGGGCCGCAAGGGGGAGAGCUACGCUCUGAGCAGCUGCGGGGAGAUACAGGAGAAGCCCGCAUUGCUGGAGGUUAUUCAGGGCGAGGUGGACUUCGACACGCUGAGAUACAGGUGGAGGGCUGAACAGCUGCCUGGUGACCCGACAAAAUGGCUGGGGGAGGGAGAAUGGCGAGGUUCCAGGUCCACUCUGGAGAUCGAGGGUAACACGAUGUGGUCAAGCGAGGGCGAAGCUGAAUGGAGGCCGCCGGACACGGAAGACAAUUCCAUGGCGCUGGUGCUGACUGCGGGCGAGGCGUACUUCUGGGGUCCACGAACUAUCGAGCCGUUGGGGAGCAGGGCCCCCAGGCCCACGCAGCUAGUGUUUCAGGCGGGCAAGCGCGUGUCCAAAACGCGUUUCCAGAGGGUGGAGUGGCGGUACAAUGGGGAGGGCCAUUGUACAAGAAUAGACCACGAGGUGUACAAUAGAAAGGGCUAG
This is a messenger RNA of Ostreobium quekettii, 996 nucleotides long. Lineage: Eukaryota; Viridiplantae; Chlorophyta; Ulvophyceae; Bryopsidales; Ostreobiaceae. The record is from the annotation of a GenBank genome assembly.